Molecule: messenger RNA, 2060 nt
Organism: Dermacentor albipictus
Lineage: Eukaryota; Metazoa; Arthropoda; Arachnida; Ixodida; Ixodidae
Product: luciferin 4-monooxygenase-like
Molecular function (GO): CoA-ligase activity
Source: RefSeq, a predicted model, not a curated record
AUGGCUGUCACCAUCGAAGCUGGCGUGGUCAGGCACCGGAUCCAGGACAUGGACAUUCCGGAGGUGGACUUCGGUACUUUCCUCUGGAACGUCUGCGAGCAGUAUGGGAAUCGCACUGCCGUGACGGUGGCGGACGGCACCAGCUGCAGCUACGGCCAGCUGCUCGACGGGUGGCUUCGCGUGGCGGAGGCGCUCGAGCGGCGCGGCUUCGGGCCCGGACAGCGGGCGUGCGUGCACGCCGCUAACAGCGCCGACCUGCUGCUGGCCAUCGGCGGCGCGUUGUUCGCCGGGGGCGCCGUCGUCUUCUCCAAGGCAGUCAUGACGCCCCGAGAGUUUCGGAAACAAAUAGAAGAAACGUGCCCCAGCUUCAUCUUCUGCGAUGUUGGCAACUCAGACAAGUGCAAAGAAGCGCGCGCCGUUGCGCCUUCAGUAAAGCACGUCGUAGUCUUCGGCGAGGUGGGAGGCCUGGUCAGCUUCUCGAAGCUGCUGAGGGAUGCUCGGCCGCUCGAAUGCCGCGCGCCGCGCGGCGCGGCCACCGACGCCAUGAUGGGCGCCUUCUACUCGAGCGGCACCACGGGCGUGGCCAAGCGGGUAGCCAUCUCGCACCGUCAGUGGAUCGCCCAGCUGCUGGCCACCAGGGAGCAGGCGGCUGGCCAGGUGGGACCAGAGGACCUGGUGUUGUGUGCGGCCUCGCUGACGCACAUCAGCGGUUUCUGGCUGUGCUGCAGUUGCCUGACGCUGGGCGUCCCGCUGCUCCUUCUGCCGUCGUUCGACCCCGCCCUGCUCGUGCCGGCAGUGCGCAAACGUAAAGUUUCUACCAUCAUGAUAUAUCCAUCUUACCUGAGAAGUCUCAUCGACAGUGCGCCAUCAGACGCUUUCGAAAGCGUCGACAAGAUGUUCAUUGGCGGAAGCACCGCCCCUGUAUCGCUGUUACAUGAGGCGCAAGACAAGUUCGGUUUCAAGUUUAUAUCACAAGGUUACGGUCUCACCGAAGCUUGUGGCAGCGUGACAUCUACGGGACUGAAGAGUUGCGGAUUCGGGAGCGUGGGGAAGCCAGUUCCAAUGGUACAGCUGAAAGUGAUCGAUUCAAGAACCGGAACGAAGCUCGGCGUCGGAGAAAAAGGCGAAAUAUGCGUCAAAGCGCCGUUCACUUUCAUGGGCUACGUGAACAAGCCACAGGAGACGGCCGCUACGUACGACGACGAGGGCUUCGUUCGAACAGGAGACGUGGGUUUCUACGACGGCGAGGGCAACGUGUACGUGACGGGCCGGCUGAAAGAGCUCAUCAAGUGCAUGGAGCUGCAGAUCGAGCCAGCCGAGAUCGAGCGGCUGCUGCUGCGGGACCCUGCCGUGCGGGAGGCGCUCGUGGUGGGCGUGCCGCACGAACGGUUCGGCGAAGCAGCGCGCGCCUUCGUCGUCCUACGCGACGGCAGUGCGGCCGCCGCCGGAGACGCCGAGGACAGACUGCGGCGAGCGGUGGCUGAGGUGCUACCGAGCCACGAGCACUUGCACGGAGGAAUCGAGUUUGUGGACCACAUACCAAAGUCCGAGACAGGCAAGAGCAUUCGUGCAGCUCUCAGGGAUGCGCACAUCCGAAGGCAGCUUUCUAUGAGGCAGUGAAACAUACAAGCUGGCCUCCGUUCAUCGCAUAUAUUCAUCUGAAAUACAGAUGCACGGAAUGCCUCAAGAGAAAAACCAUGUUUACGUGCUAAUCACAGCUUCUGACAGUACAGCGAACGAACUGGAUCCGCAGUGCUGUGAGCGCGGUCCUUUACUUCAAUCAAUCGGUCAGAAUUUUCACCGCAUAGUUGUCCCCUAAUUGCUGCGACUUCUGUUUUAGAAAAUUUGAUGGAGACGCUGUGCACUGCUUUACGUAGCUGGCCGAACGCCCAAUUGAUAGCAGCGUGUACAUACAUUCCGACGUAACAGAGUGAGCAGCCUCGCCCAGCUUUCAAGACACAAUGUUGCGACCGUACGCUUAUUUGCAAAGGCGAAAACGCGAUUGGAAACAAUAAAUAACCCAAACCAAAAUGGUAAAACAUUUGCAAUAAACUUUUUUU